Molecule: messenger RNA, 895 nt
Organism: Theileria parva strain Muguga
Lineage: Eukaryota; Apicomplexa; Aconoidasida; Piroplasmida; Theileriidae
Gene: PAT07
Product: DHHC palmitoyltransferase family protein
Exons: 8
Coding region: 67-873 (268 amino acids)
Biological process (GO): protein targeting to membrane; peptidyl-L-cysteine S-palmitoylation
Cellular component (GO): Golgi apparatus; endoplasmic reticulum
Molecular function (GO): protein-cysteine S-palmitoyltransferase activity
Source: RefSeq, a predicted model, not a curated record
AUUUAAUUUGUUUUGUGUUUUUUAAAUUUGUAAAAUUUCUUUAUUUAUUUAUUAAUUUGUUAAAUUAUGAAUAGUGAUGGUUAUAUUCCUCUUGAUUCCGACGUUACACCAGAAUCAGGAGAUAACCAGACGAAUCCACAUGUUAUAAAAAGCAUAUUCACUGCUGUUUUGUUACACUUGAUAAUUCUAGUUUCAUACAUAAUAAAACAUAUUAAAGAUAAAACAAACAAGUUGUUCCAUAUAGCAAUAGUUUUAAUACUAUACUUCCUCAAGUUAUAUACUCUGAGGAUUCUCAAUAAGUCCGACCCGGGUGUGAUUCCAUCUCACACUGGCUUGUCAGAAUAUUUGGAAACUAACGUUCAAGCCAAGUUAAUAAAUGUAAACGGCUACGAUUUUCUCCAGAAGUGGUGUCAAAAAUGUAAAAUCUACAGACCUCCUCGAGCCAAACACUGCUACAUUUGUAACAGAUGUAUACGCCGCUUUGAUCAUCACUGUUAUUUUCUGUCCAACUGUAUCGGACACAACAAUUACAAGAAAUUUGUUUUUUUCAUAUUCUUGAUCAUGGUCAUAAAGGAAUACUCCUUUGUGCUACUAUUCAAGAUCAUACAGAGCUUGUACAGUAAAAAAUUCAGUAUAUUACACAAGGACAUUUAUGUAUUUUUAUUCAAAAAUCAUUUUUUCCUCUUGAUUUACACACUAUACUCUUUGCUAUGCUCUUUGGCAUUUUUUUAUAUGAACGCUUUAAACAAAUAUUUAAUAUUGAAGAAUCUAACAACAUACGAAUACACAUAUAAACUGUAUGGAAAUCGGGAAAAUCCGUUUAAUAAAGGAAUCAUUAAAAAUUUCAAAUUGUUCAGUAAACUGCCAUUUUAACAAUUAAUUUAAUGUGAAUAUU